AUGUUGAAGCAUUUCAGUUUUGUUUGGAGGAAUGUGGCAUACAGGACCUCACAAUCUGGUAAGCUUUACACUUGGUACAAUAAUCGGGUAGGGGAAGAAAGAGUAUACGCUAAGCUUGAUAGAGCUCUUGUUAAUGGGGAGUGGGUAGAUACAUUUCCCGACUCUUUGGUUUCUGUGCAAAUGGAAGGAAUAUCAGAUCAUACUCCUCUAGUAGUCCAAAUUGAAAACAAGAUUCAAAAGAAGGCAACACCAUUCAAGUUUUUUAAUAUGUGGAGCUUGAAAGAUCAGUUUAGAGUUAUAGUACAGAGGAGUUGGGAUCAACCAGUGGAGGGGACAAGAAUGUUUCAGAUUUGUGAAAAAUUGAAACGGCUCAAGUACCCUUUGAAGCAGCUGAACUCUGAAGUGUUUACAAAUAUAGUGGAAAGGGCUCCAAAGGAUGAGAUAAACCUGAAACUGUUACAGGAACAAGUCAGUGGGGAUCCAAACAAUGUGCAAAUACCAUUGCAGGAGAGAGAGAGGCUUAUAAACAAUAUAUAG
Oldenlandia corymbosa var. corymbosa is the source of this 537-nucleotide messenger RNA. Lineage: Eukaryota; Viridiplantae; Streptophyta; Magnoliopsida; Gentianales; Rubiaceae. The record is from the annotation of a GenBank genome assembly.